GUGGGACGCAGAGCCAACAAAGGAGACUGAGGAGGAGCAGGCAGACAGUCUACGUCUCAGUCAGUGGGUGUGUCCGGGUAUAAUAUUUGAAGUGCUGCGUGCCAGGCAGAGUUGCUGCACAGAUAAUCGGGUCUAGGUGAGCUGCGGCAGAGGCCCCUGAACACACAAAGGGGAUGGCAUCUAAAGACUUCCCUCCCCCCACCACCUAUGCAGCACCUGAAGUGCCCACAGGAUUAGCCUUCUUCCUGACAAUCCCGUAUGCCUUCUUCAUUCCAGAACUGGUAUUUGGAUGCUGGGUCUGGAUUCUGGUAGCUGCCACUGAAGUGUAUUAUGAUUUGUUGCAAGGAUGGGUUAUGUAUGUGUCUAUCACUUCGUUCCUCAUCUCCCUGAUGUUCCUGUUGUCUUACUUACUUGGAUUUUACAAAAAAUAUGAAUCCUGGAGAGUUUUGGAUAGUCUUUAUCACGGAACUACUGGAAUUUUGUACAUGAGCGCGGCCGUUUUACAAGCAAACGCAACAAUUCGCACGGAGAAAGAAAGGGAUGGGAAAAUCUUUUACGAAUUGAACACCGCCGCCACGUUCUUUGCUUUUAUUACCACCCUGAUGUACAUCCUCCAUGCCUUCAGCAUCUACUACCACUGAAGGAGAGCAUAAAGACAACAGGACAGAGAAGAAUCAUCAUGUCCCAUCAGGACAAACAUCCAAAGCUGGACUGAGAUCAGUUGGCCCACAUUUUCAGACUGUAUAAAACAGAAGUAUUUUUGGUAACUUGGUUUUGAAAUUUUAAUUUGUCUAGAGUUUUUUUGUAUAUCAGAUGCAUUGUAUUGUACAUUUAAAAGGCAUUGUUUUAGUUUACCUGGAAAAUAACUGACUCUAAGAAUUAUUUAACAAUGAAUAAAGCUAGUGAGCUACAUUUGUAUUCCUUCAUGUGAAAGGUUAAACUCCAGAGGAUAUUACCCCAUAAUCAAUGAUACAGUAACAGGAUUAUUUAUGCUUUAAAUAGUGUUAUGGUUAAUUCAUUAUUAAUUAUCAAUUAUCAAUCAGUAUGG
Dromiciops gliroides (monito del monte) is the source of this 1048-nucleotide messenger RNA. It is a transcript of the gene MALL, whose product is annotated as mal, T cell differentiation protein like. Gene Ontology annotation, cellular component: membrane. The record is from RefSeq and is a predicted model, not a curated record. The transcript is spliced from 5 exons. Bases 174 to 641 code for a protein of 155 amino acids. Gene Ontology annotation, molecular function: structural constituent of myelin sheath. Lineage: Eukaryota; Metazoa; Chordata; Mammalia; Microbiotheria; Microbiotheriidae. Gene Ontology annotation, biological process: myelination.